CUUUGCUUGCUGUCGACCUAUGAAUGCUUAUUCGAACCCAUCUUGGUCAAGGCUAUGCUAAACUCCGAGCCCUUGACACAGUCUCAACAGGAAAACUGGAAGCCCGUUAUCACCCCGGAGGAGUAUUCAAUAUGCCCAAAUCAUUGCUAUUCAAGCUGUACAACAACUACUUAGUCCGGCAAUGCUGCUCCAUUGUUGUGUGACGGUCUAUUCCCGGUUACUUACAGUAGUAGCAGAUGACGAACACAGCGGAGGAACCAAGUCCUACUUAACCAGGAGGCGGAUUGAGCUAUCAGGGGUCAAAGGUUAAACGUUGCAGUUUACUUGAGGUCAUAAAGCAGUUCGGCGUAGGCCGUUCAAGUUCAUGCCAACAGAUCUGAUAUUUUCGAGUACC
This is a messenger RNA of Exophiala dermatitidis NIH/UT8656, 394 nucleotides long. RefSeq lists its product as uncharacterized. The record is from RefSeq and is a predicted model, not a curated record. The transcript is spliced from 2 exons. The coding region runs from base 24 to 203 and encodes 59 amino acids. Lineage: Eukaryota; Fungi; Ascomycota; Eurotiomycetes; Chaetothyriales; Herpotrichiellaceae.